AUGCAACAUCCUCCCUCGUCAUCAACCGUCUAUCUAGACCAACCACCCAGCUGUCUCCAAUUCUGCCCCUCAAUCCCCUCCCAGUUCAUAAUCGGCACCUAUCUCCUCUCCGAGACGCCCCUCCCCGACGGCACCAUCCAGCAAUCCAAAUCCGGCAGUCUCCAACGAUGGUCUCUUAACCCAGAGACCAACGAGCUCUCGCUCCUCAAGAGGAUUCCCCUCCCCUACGCAGUCUUCGACCUGCACUUUCACCCGCGGGAUCCGACCCUGCUGGCAAUUGCCACCAGCACGGCCUCUGUCGCCCUGUUCAAAGUCGACCACGCGAGCUCCGACAUCACCAAUCUCUGGACUCGCUCCGUGCACGAGGAUCCCUCCGUGCCGGCUCUCUUCCUAGCCUGGACGCCGUCGCACUGGCCAUCUGGCGACGCCGCCAAGGAUGACGGCUUCGCAGUGACCUUCUCAGACGGGCGCACGGCCGUCCUCGCCUCCACCAAUCCGCUAUCAUCAUCCAACGGAGACGUUACUGUCAAAGAGAUAGGCGCUUUCGACGCAACCGUCCCCAUCGAGGUGUGGUUCGUGGCUUUAGCGACCUACGAGGAUGCCGACACUCCCGGCAGGAGUAGCAUCCCGUACAUGUUCACAGGGAACGACUUUGGGUCUUUGCACACCCGCCGACUAGCAGCUGAGCAGGAAGACGACUCUAUUUCGCUCUCUGCAGUCGUCGACUACGAAGAUCGCGCGCGCCACCACACCGCGGGCGUGACUUCCAUCCUUCCACUACCAGUUCCGCUCGCUGACGGCGCGCCGCUUUUACUAACAGGGAGCUACGACGAGUCUCUGCGGGUGUACCACGCGACGCGACGGGGGGCAGUACUGGCGGAGAUGGGUCUCGGAGGCGGAGUGUGGCGGUUGCAGCUGCUGAAGACGACGGAGGACGCCGAGGGAGGGAUGUCGUUUCUGGUGUUGGCUAGCUGCAUGCAUGGUGGAGCGAGGGUGGUUCGUCUUGUGGGCGCAGACUUGCAGUGGGAUAUUGAGGUUGUGGCGGAGUUUACGGAGCAUGAGAGUAUGAACUAUGCGUCGGAUGUGUGGAAGCCUGAGGGUGGGUAUUCGCUGGAUGGGACGGCGGGGUCGGACUUGCUUUGUGUGUCGAGUAGUUUCUACGAUCGACGGCUUUGUACGUGGCGGGUCCAUGUCUAG
Molecule: messenger RNA, 1197 nt
Organism: Aspergillus candidus
Lineage: Eukaryota; Fungi; Ascomycota; Eurotiomycetes; Eurotiales; Aspergillaceae
Exons: 1
Coding region: 1-1197 (398 amino acids)
Molecular function (GO): protein binding
Source: RefSeq, a predicted model, not a curated record